UGCGCACGCGCGGACCUGCUGAUAAAGCGCCUGCGCAUUAGGCUCCGGUCUCUCUGCUCCAUCCAGGAAAAUGGCGAAACGCACCAAGAAGGUGGGGAUUGUGGGGAAAUAUGGAACUCGUUAUGGAGCCUCACUCCGUAAGAUGGUGAAGAAGAUUGAGAUCAGCCAACACGCCAAAUACACCUGCUCCUUCUGUGGGAAAACAAAGAUGAAGCGGAGGGCAGUCGGUAUCUGGCAUUGUGGAUCUUGCAUGAAAACAGUGGCUGGAGGAGCUUGGGCCUACAACACCACCUCUGCCGUUACAGUAAAGUCUGCAAUUCGCCGUCUGCGGGAGCUGAAGGAUCAGUGAGCACUGGCUGUGGAGUCUGGCCUCUUCCAGAGGUUUAUGUGUCCUCAAACUUGUUAAUAAAACAUUAAAUGAAAA
Molecule: messenger RNA, 424 nt
Organism: Carcharodon carcharias (great white shark)
Lineage: Eukaryota; Metazoa; Chordata; Chondrichthyes; Lamniformes; Lamnidae
Gene: rpl37a
Product: ribosomal protein L37a
Exons: 4
Coding region: 71-349 (92 amino acids)
Biological process (GO): translation
Cellular component (GO): ribosome
Molecular function (GO): structural constituent of ribosome
Source: RefSeq, a predicted model, not a curated record